This is a messenger RNA of Emericellopsis atlantica, 2030 nucleotides long. RefSeq names its product amidase signature domain-containing protein. Lineage: Eukaryota; Fungi; Ascomycota; Sordariomycetes; Hypocreales; Bionectriaceae. The coding region runs from base 226 to 1824 and encodes 532 amino acids. The transcript has a single exon. The record is from RefSeq and is a predicted model, not a curated record.
GUCGCCAGCAGCCAAAUUGUCCAUCAACUGCUUGGUGUCGGCCACAUGCUGUCCAACGCCUCGCGGUUCGACAAUGGUCGGUACCGGUCCGAGGCCAAACGACUGAUUGCCUUCCUAGGGGACCUGGUGAGGAACUUGGAGCAUGACAUUCCCUCUGCUUCCAAGGCCGGCGAGCGAUUGCUCAAGCUGGCGGAAGCCACUUUGUAAUCCAUAUUUCAGGGCUGAAUGGAAGCGUUCAGGGUCGUGCACGGUCGCGCCGAGUCGCCUUACAACGCCGAGUACCUGACGGCCGCGUUCGCCUCGGGGUCGUCCAACGGCUCGGCGACGGCAACGGCGGCAAGUUUCGGCGUCUUUGGUACGGGCGAGGAAACCAUCUCGUCCGGCCGUUCGCCCGCCUCGAACAAUGGGUUGGUGGCUUAUACGCCGUCCAGAGGCCUCAUAUCGAUUAGGGGGAACUGGCCGCUUUUUCCAACCUGUGACACAGUCGUGCCACAUGCGCGAACGCUGGAAGACAUGUUCGCGCUGCUGGAUGUCAUUGUUGCCGAGGAUGAGAAGAAAACGGGCGAGUUUUGGAGGGAGCAGCCCUUCGUCCAGCUUCCAGACGUCAAUUCGAUUCGUCCACAGUCGUAUCAUCAGCUCGCCGACACCAAAGCACUCGCAGGCAAGAGGAUUGGCGUCCCCAAGAUGUACAUUGGAAAAGUCGAUUCUGAUCCGACGGCCAGAACGGUCAACACUCGACAGUCCGUCAUUGACCUCUGGGCAAACGCCCGGAAAGUCUUGGAGUCGCUUGGUGCGACCGUAGAAGAGGUCGACUUUCCCGUUGUCACCAAGUUUGAGAGGCCGGAUCCAGAAAGCAGCCCUGGCCAGGAGAGUAUUGCGCCACCUCACAAGAACGACUUCGACAUGUGCCAACUCAUGGCAUAUGCCUGGGACGACUUCCUCGCGCAGAAUGGCGACGCCAACGUGGCUUCCAAUCUUGGGCAGGUGGACUCCGGCACCAUAUUCCCUCGCCCUUCAGGGUCUAUCCCCGCUAAGUAUGACUCCAACGAUCCUCUUGUGCGCCAUACGGACGUCGUCGCGCAUAUUACUUGUGGGCGCGUCCCUAUAUUUGAAGUCACCGGUCUCGGUCAAGCUCUGCAGAAUCUCGAGGCGAAGCGCAAGUCCGACUACGAGGACUGGCUGGACGAACGCUGUCUGGACACUGUGGUGUGGCCUUGCAACGGAGACGUUGGAAAGGCUGAUGCGGAUGUGGAUGAGGCGUCCGCGGCAGCGGCAUGGCGCAAUGGUGUGCUCUAUUCAAAUGGCAACUGCGCCAUACGCCAGCUGGGCAUCCCGACUGUCAGCGUGCCCAUGGGAGUCAUGGCCGACACGCGCAUGCCCGUCAACUUGACCUUUGCAUCCAAGGCGUAUGAUGACGGCAAUUUGUUCAGGUAUGCCUACGCCUUUGAGCAGGCCAGCCGACUGCGCCAGGCUCCCCCGAGAACAGGCGCGUUGGCGCCAGAUGCCGUGACAAUUUCGAGUGAGGUAACAUUGGGAAUGGAGCCGCCGCAGCUGACAUUGGAUGAAGCCACGAAGACUGGGAAGAAGCUUCACCUUGCAGGCAGCGUUGAAAAGGACGUAUGCGCGUUGCGUGUCUUUGUCGACGGCGACGAAGUUGAAGUCUCGAAGAAUGCACACGGAAACUGGGAGGCGGGCGUUGAUAUACGUGACGCCUGGAAGGGUCGGCCUGAAGAGAGAGGCGUGCCGGACCCUGACAAGGCCAUGGUGAUUGUGCUGGCCAUGGGGAGAAAUGGGAGGUCGGCGGGCAAACUGUUGUUUUUGUAAAAGGCACCUAACGUUUCCAUCGCGACUUCAAUCGUGCAGAAGCGAACCCUACCAGUGUAUCUGGGCCAGUUGCUAAACGCCAUACCCCCAAACGGAGCAUAGUCAAUGUCGUAGUGAAGCAUGUUGUUAGUGAAACGAAAGGGUUCGAAGCUCUCCUGCGGGUACCAGAUGGGUCUAAUCGUUUCCUUGUUCGUCAAACCAUAAAG